Messenger RNA from Vombatus ursinus (common wombat), 1471 nucleotides. It is a transcript of the gene ASRGL1, whose product is annotated as asparaginase like 1. The transcript has 8 exons. Bases 191 to 1234 code for a protein of 347 amino acids. Gene Ontology annotation, molecular function: asparaginase activity. Lineage: Eukaryota; Metazoa; Chordata; Mammalia; Diprotodontia; Vombatidae. The record is from RefSeq and is a predicted model, not a curated record.
ACUGCCCUCGAGCAGCCCCGUAAUGAACUCCGCUGGGGCGCCUCCCCUACCGUAAUGAGCCCCGCGGGAGCCAGCUCGUUUGUGCGCAGGCGCAAGAGCGGUUUUCACCCCGCGGCCGCCUCGGGCGUUCUCAUUCCUGGGGGGGACGCUUGAGAUGGAAUCCAGGACCUUGUAAACUACCACCUUCAAGAUGGCUGACAUCCCAUGCUCCUCCCAGACCGGCCAUUCUGACCAUCGUUCCUACAUCUCUUCCAGGUCCUCCCAGUUCAUCACGGACUUCAUUCAGCCUGUCAUCGUGGUUCACGGCGGAGGAGCCGGCUCCAUCUCUAAGGAACGCUCGGAAAGAGUACGACUCGGUGUCACCAAGGCCGCCCUGCUGGGCUACAACAUCCUCAAAGAUGGCAGGAGCGCCCUGGACGCUGUCGAGGAGGCUGUGGUGUCCCUGGAGGAUGACCCCGAGUUUAAUGCAGGCAAUGGCUCCGUCUUGAAUGAGGAUGGUCAGAUUGAAAUGGAUGCUAGCAUCAUGGAAGGAAAAAGUCUGUGCACAGGAGCCGUGUCUGCAGUCAAAAGCAUCGCAAACCCCAUUAAGCUUGCCCGUCUUGUUAUGGAAAAGACAAAUCACUGCUUCCUGACUGAUCGAGGUGCGGCAUGUUUUGCUAAGAGCAUGGGGAUCCCAACAGUUCCUGGAGAAAAAAUGAUGACAGAACGAAACAUCAAACGUCUGAAAAAAGAAAAGGCUGAAAAAACGAAUUUCCUAGACGAUGUUGACAAUAACACUGGAACAGUAGGUGCUGUGGCCCUGGACAAAAAUGGAAACCUUGCCUAUGCAACAUCGACUGGAGGGAUCAUUAAUAAAAUGGUCGGCCGUGUGGGGGACUCACCCUGUGUAGGUUCUGGAGGCUACGCUGACAAUGAGAUCGGGGCUGUUUCUACCACUGGGCACGGAGAGAGCAUCCUAAGGGUCAACCUUGCCAGACUGGUUAUCUUCCACUUGGAGCAAGGAAAGAAUCCCCAAGAGGCUGCUGAUGCUGCCUUGUGUUACAUGAAGUCGAGGGUCAAAGGCUUAGGCGGCGUCAUCGUGAUUGAUAGAACAGGAGAGUGGGCCGCAAGGUGGACCUCGGUCUCCAUGCCCUGGGCCUCAGCAAAGCAGGACAAGCUUCACUUUGGAAUUGUCCCCGGGAUGGUACAUAUCACUGACAUCGGCAAAGGCAAAAACCCUCCCUUCUGUAUCUGACUGCCAGGUCCAGGUUGGAAGAGACAAUGAAUAAAGUGGGCUGGUCUCCAGCCUAGGCAACAGUAACAUUCAGGAGAAUUUUACCUUACUCUAUUAGGUCUACAUUUGGAGAAAUCAUGCACCCUGUCACACUUGAUUUGUUUCCUUGAUCAAAACAUAUUCUCAAACUUUCUGUUUUGGCCACUGUGAAAUAAAGGUUAGAACAAGCCUUGCCUUAAGACGUCAGAGGACCUAGCA